ACUUGGAGAAACUCCACACUUGAAUUUAAGUUAUUGGAAACUGUUUAAAGAAAUAUUAGAAAAGAUUAGUGAUUGUUCUAUACCGUCACCUGUAUACAAAUUACCUUUGAUCUCUAUAUUUUCCAGUGUAGUUGACUAUUUAGCAUCAUUGAAGUCAAUAAAUAACUACGACCUAGAUGAUCUGGUUGAAAUAGUUGACACCUGUUUUCAUAAACUUACAAAAGAAAAGCCUACUAUUUUCAGGCCACCAAUUGAUCAACUAGUUACAUUAGCACUAAAUGCUUGCAAUUUAAUCACAGUUAUGAAUGAUACUUGUGAUUAUUAUGCGAUAAACGUUGAGAAUGAGCAAUCCCGAGCAAUUAUUUUGCGAUUUAAGCUAUUUGCAAAAAUUGGCUCAUUUUUGGAGAGCAGUUUGAUAAAAAGUUCAAAUCCAAAAAAG
Messenger RNA from Scutellospora calospora, 439 nucleotides. Lineage: Eukaryota; Fungi; Glomeromycota; Glomeromycetes; Diversisporales; Gigasporaceae. The record is from the annotation of a GenBank genome assembly.